This is a messenger RNA of Eimeria tenella, 1710 nucleotides long. RefSeq names its product thiF family domain-containing protein, putative. Gene Ontology annotation, cellular component: cytoplasm. Bases 1 to 1710 code for a protein of 569 amino acids. The record is from RefSeq and is a predicted model, not a curated record. Gene Ontology annotation, molecular function: NEDD8 activating enzyme activity. Lineage: Eukaryota; Apicomplexa; Conoidasida; Eucoccidiorida; Eimeriidae. The transcript is spliced from 6 exons. Gene Ontology annotation, biological process: protein neddylation.
AUGAGUGCCGGGGAGGCCGAGCGCUACGACCGCCAGCUCCGCAUCUGGGGCGACGCCGGCCAGUCCCGCCUGCAAAGGGCCUCCGUGCUGCUCCUGGGGGCCUCCCCAACAGCCUGCGAGGUCCUCAGGCACCUCGUGCUGCCUGGAGUGGGUCAUUUCGUGUUGAUAGAUGGUCUUGAGGUGCAGCAGCAGGACUUGAGCGAGAACUUCUUGGUGGGGCCCCACACCCUGGGGGCCCCCCGCUGCAGCGCGGCAGCUGCGGGCGCUGCUGCGCUGAAUCCCGAGGUCGGCAGCAGCAGCAACAGCAGCAGCAACAACAGCAGCAGCAGCAACAGCAGCAGCAGCAGCAGCAGCGGGGAGGCGGUGCCGCUUCUGUGCAUCGGCGCUCUGGGGUUUUUCGGACAGCUGGAGGCCAGGGGAGAAGCCAGUUUUGCAGACUUCAGAAUUUCAAAUCCAUUUUAUUCUCUUUUGCAAUUUGCUGCUGCCUUCGACUUGGAAGCCCUCGAUGACAAGCAGCACGCGCAUGUCCCCUUCGUCGUCAUCCUCAUACAGGCGCUUUGCCGGUACCGGGGAGUGACCCCGGCGGCCGCAGCAGCAGCAGCAGCAGCAGCAGCAGCAGCAGCAGCAGCAGACGCGGUGGACCUGAGCCCCGGGCCUGCAGCGAGGCAGCAGCUGGAGAAAAUAAUAAUUGAAAUGCGGAGAAGUGAAGAAGAAGAAAACUUCCAAGAGGCCCUCAGCAACCUCCACAGGGCCCUGCAGCCCGCAAGGCCCAGCGACGAAGUGUUCGAAAUGGCGAAGAGCCAGGUGGGCCAAAACGCCUCCAACUUCUGGACUCUGUCUUAUUGUUUGAAGCAGUUUUUUGAAGAGCAAAAAGCGCUGCCAGUGUGCCGGCUGACGGCGGACUUCGCGGCGGACACGAAGAGCUAUUUGGAGUUGCAAAAAAUUUAUAAUGAAAAGGCGGAGCGCGACGAGCGCCGCCUCCGCGAGCUCCUCGGCCAGCUGGACGUACACCCCAGCGCCAAACUCAACGUUUCGCAAGAAGAAAUUAAAUGUUUUUGCAAAAACGCCGCAAACUUGAAAGUCACCCAAUACCCGAAAAUAACCGGCGCUUUCCUCGGAUCCACCUCCGUGGAGCUGCUGGCCGCGGCCGCGCGCGAAAUGCAGCAGGCUGUUCCCGAGGAACUGAAACUCAGUCCAAAUGCAGACCCCGACUUGUUUGCAGAUCCAAACUUUUCAGUUUACGAAGAAAACGGAUUCCUUCAUUUGCCCUGGUACGCCGCAGCCCUCGCCUGCCGCGCAGCAGCAGCGAAGCUCGGACGCUUCCCCGGAUCCCACCCCAAGCCCAGCGCAGCAGCAGCAACAGCAGCAACAGGUGAGGCAGCAGCAGCAGCAACUGGGGGUGCAGCAGCAGCGCGCAGCGUGGAGGAAGCUAUAAAGCAGCAGCAAGAGCUGGUGGAAAAGGACUCUGCCGCAGUGCUGCUGGAGUUGGAGGAAAUGGAAAAGGCCGUUGGCUGCCGUUUGUUCGCAGCAGCAAAAGUGGUGCAGCAGCUGGUGAGCUACAGGGGCAGCGAGUUCCCCGCAACAGCAGCACUAGUUGGAGCUGUUGCUGCUCAAGAAGCAAUUAAACUUUUGAACAAAAAGUUCGAACCCAUCAACAACACUUUCCUCUGGAACGGAGUCCAGAGGCGCGGCCUCACAAUGCAGCUUUAA